Messenger RNA from Bactrocera neohumeralis, 3171 nucleotides. Its product is annotated as putative sodium-dependent multivitamin transporter. Bases 187 to 1929 code for a protein of 580 amino acids. Gene Ontology annotation, molecular function: symporter activity. The transcript is spliced from 3 exons. Gene Ontology annotation, biological process: transmembrane transport; sodium ion transport. Lineage: Eukaryota; Metazoa; Arthropoda; Insecta; Diptera; Tephritidae. The record is from RefSeq and is a predicted model, not a curated record. Gene Ontology annotation, cellular component: membrane.
GUCGGAAGUCGAAAUCGUAAAAUAGACAGUUUUAAAGUUACGUAGUGCGGUAAUAAAGUGAUAAAGAAUAUAUGCAUACGUUUGAAAGCAAGUUAAAAGAUACAUGUCAGCUGUAAAUAGACAGGAAACUCCCAUAUCGCUGCGUUAUUUCAGUUAAUUUUAUUUGUAUAAGCAUUCAGAAACACGAUGGAGCCCAGUUUUGAUAGUUGGGACUUUGCCGUGCUGAUUACCAUAUUGGCAAUAUCGGCUAUGAUUGGCAUUUACUAUCGCUAUACGGGCGGAAAGCAGAAAACAAUCAAAGAAUACCUCCUGGCCGAUCAGAGUAUGACCACAUUUCCGGUUGCUGUGAGUUUGAUGGCGAGUUUUAUGUCCUCCAUCACGCUACUGGGUGUUUCCAGUGAAAGUUAUCAAUUUGGCACCAUGUUUUGUAUAAUCAAUUUGGCAUACAUCAUAAGCACACCGAUUGCAGCGUAUUUAUUUCUACCGGUCUUCUAUCGCAUGCGUACCAUGAGCGUUUAUGAAUACUUGGAACGUCGUUUUGGUCACUCAACACGUCUCGCCGCUUCGAUUGCCUACUCCAUACAGAUGAUACUUUAUAUGGGCAUUGUACUUUAUGCGCCAGCCUUAGCCCUGGAAGCUGUUACCGGUGUGAGCAAAGCUACCGCGAUAUUGGUUAUUGGUUUAAUUUGUACCUUCUACUCGACUAUUGGUGGCCUAAAGGCUGUGCUGAUAACCGAUGUCUUUCAAUCGCUCUUAAUGUUCGCUGCCAUUUAUGCAGUAAUCGUGGUGUCGGCCAUCAAAGCCGGUGGUUUGGCGCCAAUUUGGCAGGUAGCCGAGGAGCGUAAUCGUAUAUAUUUCACGGACUUUUCUCUGGAUCCCACUGUGCGACAUAGUUGGUUGAGUCUCAUUGUUGGUGGUAUGGUGACUUAUAUGUCGUUGUAUGGUGUCAAUCAGGUGCAAGUGCAACGUUUAUUGAGUGUACGCAAUUUGAAGAGCGCCCAGGCGGCACUGUGGUGGAAUUUGCCAAUUUUGAGUUUGCUCAGUUUCAGCACAUUGUUCAGUGGUUUAGCGAUAUUUCACUAUUACAGAAAUUGUGAUCCACUACUGGAGGGUAGAAUACAAUCGAGAGAUCAAUUGAUGCCUUUAUUUGCGGUGGAUACAAUGGGUCAGUAUCCAGGCUUAUGUGGUCUCUUCGUAUCGGGUAUCUUCUCCGCCAGUCUCUCGACUGUUUCAUCAGCCGUCAGCUCACUAUCGACUGUAACGUUAGAAGACUACAUCAAACCAUUGUAUAAACACUUUACGAAAACACCGUUACAUGAAACUAAAUCAACACUGCCAAGUAAAAUUAUGGCCUGCAUUUAUGGGCUUGUCUGCAUCGGUAUGGCUUUCACGGCUGGUUCUAUGGGUGGCGUUUUACAAGCAUCUCUCACCAUUUUCGGUGUAAUUGGUGGACCAUUGUUGGCACUCUUCACACUCGGCUUGUGUACGACGCGUCCGAAUCAACGUGGCGUACUUCUGGGUCUACUAAUCGGUUUCAUAUUUUCCUUCAUUAUCGGUUUUGGUGGUCCGAAACAACCGCCCACCCCGUUAGAUUUUAAAGAUGAUGGUUGCUCAGCUGCUGGUAAUAUGACUCUAGUCGCCGCGGCCCUUACACAGGCGUUUAAUACGACAACCGCUCAACCAACAACAGCGUCGCCAACAAUUGAAUAUAAUUGGUUCUAUAGAUUGUCAUACUUGUGGUUCUCCGUAAUUGGUUUCUUAAUAACAAUAAUUGGAGGUUAUGUUUUAAGUUUGCUAUUGGAGGCCUUGAAAUGGGCUGACAAUAAACAAAUCUAUUUAGAUAGUCAGCAAAUCGAUGUAGACUUAUUCAUACCACCGUUGGCGCGAAGAUUAAGAAGGCAUGACAUUGAAGAAAUGACAAAGUUAUAAAGCGCUUUCCAAGCUAGCACCAAAACAACAAUAUACUUAAUUAUAGAUGAAAGUGCAAAAAGUAUUCAUGUAUAUAAAAAAGUAAUUAAUUUAAAUUCGCUUUUAUUGGUUAGUGCUUUGAAAGUUUAUUAUAAUGUCAGUGUGUGCUUAAGCUGUUAAGGGUUUCUUUUAAGUUAUCGUAGUUGGUAGAAUAUUUUUAGCAAAAUCGUUAAAUACUUCGAGUAUGUAUAUAUUUAUAGAUUAUUUGAUUGAUUUAGUACAAUUUUAGCGCUCUACAGGGCAUUUAUUUUAAAUAAAGUAGAGCCAAAAUAGUUGUUUACCCCAAAUUACAGCCAUUUUGAGGUUAACACUACACAAUUAUAUUACUACUACAUGUAGAUUAUAAUAUUAAAUUUUAUUUUUUUAGGAUCAAUGUUUUCAUAAAAUUUAUUUGUCAUUUAUUAAAAAUUAUUUUUAAUGUAUUAAACCCCUAAACAAUGUAUAUGAUUUAAUUAAAAGGAGCUUUUACUUAAUUAUUAAAAAACUUCUGUUCUAAAAUAUUGCAAACAAAGUUUCUACGCUUUUAAAGCUUUAAAGAAUGAAAUCACACUCAAAAAAUAUAACUUUAUAUGUACAGUAGUAUAUUCUCAGGGCCAGCUUAACCUAUAAAUUAUAUAGGCUAUGCAAUAUAUACAUACUUAUGUACAUAAAUAUUUUUCUUUAAAAUUUUAUUAAGUAAGUAAGUUUCGUGAUUACCUCAAAUUAUGUUGAAUGGUCUUUAUAAUAUUCUUCUUUAUCGAAAAAAUCUAAAACUCUUAGUUUAAGCACUAUAUUUCUUUUUUUAAUUAUUAAGCAAAUUAAAGUUUAUAUUUUAUUCAAUGAAAUGUUAAUAUUUUUUAGUGUUAUUCGUAUUUACAUAAAAAGAAAAAUAAUUCUGUUGUAAAUGUGCUCAAAAUAAAUUGUUACAAAUAUAUUUACUACAAUACUACACAUUUAUGUCAGAUAUAAAGAGUCUUCCAUUUUAACUGUAGUCAGCUGAAAAAAAUAUUGUAACGGUUUUAAUGCUGAUAUGCUGUUAAUAAACGGUGAUCGGUCGGUGACUUUGAAGCUUUAAUUUUUAUAAACACUGCGUAAAUGUAAUUACAACAAGAAAAUUGUAAAUAGUAAAAAGGAAUUGAGGAAUGUUUUUGCUGACUCGGCAUUUUUUGAAAUGAAAGCAGAUUAAAUUUUAUUUAUUAAUAUAUUUUUUAUUAUUAAAAAGCA